Molecule: messenger RNA, 3435 nt
Organism: Sphenostylis stenocarpa
Lineage: Eukaryota; Viridiplantae; Streptophyta; Magnoliopsida; Fabales; Fabaceae
Source: the annotation of a GenBank genome assembly
AUGGCAUCGAAACAAGGUGUGAAACCAAGAAGGUUCCGGUUGAGUGGCUCAAAAGGUGCUAAUUCGCCUCCUUCUUCUACUACUUCGUCUUCUAAACAGUUUCUGGAGACAUCGGUUGAUGGCCAGAGUUCGCCGGCAUCUUCGUCGGCUCGAAGUAAGCAACAGCAUUUUAAUGCAGAAACUGCUGCUGCACCUCCUUUAGAGGCACAGAGAGUGAAAGAAAAUGUCACGGUGACGGUCCGGUUUCGGCCUCUGAAUCCAAGGGAAAUUCGUCAAGGAGAGGAGAUUGCUUGGUAUGCAGAUGGAGAAACUAUAGUGCGAAAUGAGUAUAACCCUUCCAUAGCUUAUGCAUACGGGUCCCAAGAAGAACUCAGUAGAGAUCGUGUCUUUGGUCCCACUACCACAACUCGCCAGGUCUAUGAUGUUGCUGCUCAGCAUGUCGUUAGUGGUGCUAUGGAGGGCAUCAAUGGUACGGUAUUUGCAUAUGGGGUGACAAGCAGUGGGAAGACUCACACAAUGCAUGGUGAUCAAAGAUCCCCUGGAAUUAUACCUCUUGCUGUGAAGGAUGCUUUUAGCAUUAUCCAAGAGACUCCAAAUCGAGAGUUUCUCCUUCGAGUUUCAUACUUGGAGAUAUACAAUGAGGUGGUUAAUGACUUACUAAAUCCAGCAGGACAGAACUUAAGAAUUAGAGAGGAUGCUCAGGGCACCUAUGUUGAGGGAAUAAAGGAAGAGGUUGUACUCUCGCCUGCUCAUGCAUUGUCCCUUAUUGCAGCCGGAGAAGCCGGAUCAUCAAUUAUAAUUGAUAUCAAAUUGGAUCCUGAGCAGUUCAGGAACAAGAAAAUGGAACAUCAAGAUACAAUAGAGAGUAGUCCAUGUGCUGAAAAUAGCGAAGGAGAAGCGAUAACACUUUCACAACUGAAUCUCAUUGAUCUAGCAGGUUCUGAGAGCUCAAAAGCUGAAACUACUGGCAUGAGAAGGAGAGAAGGAUCUUAUAUCAAUAAAAGUCUUCUAACACUUGGAACUCCGAAGGUAGGAUGGGCCUAUGCAUUUGCCAAGCUUCAAAGCCCAAAGGGUUUCUAUGUGAGGAGGCACAUUAGAUGUGAAACAUUCAUGACUUCAAAACCUGGUUUACGGGGGCAAGGGUUGACUGAAGUUCAAGAAAAAACCCUACAGGGUGGUUCAACCUUGGAUCAAAUGGUGAUAGGUUGUGAAGACAUUUUGAAGGAGGGAGAGGGUAAAGAAAAUGAGGGCCCGAGAGGUGUUUUAAGGGCUGCGCAUCAAAGAGUACUGGAAUACCAAAAACAAAGCGCGGAAAGAGGUGGAGCAGAUUUAGUCUUUGCACUAGUUGGGUUCUGUGUCGAUCAAAGAGAUGCACCAGAUCCGGUGCUUGUUGGAGAUAACAGUGGCCAUGAGACGAUGGAGGAUAAGCUUCAUCGUCGAGAGGGAAACAGCCCGGAUCACCAGCUAAGGCCCUUAAAUGACCGCUCAAUGAUAAAGGAGGUUAUUUCAAAAUUGACUGAAGAUAAAGCCAGUCACAUACCUUAUAGGGAUUCCAAACUGACUAGAGUACUUCAGUCUUCGCUAAGUGGUCAUGGACGUGUUUCUAUAAUUGAUGAGAAGUCACUUAUCAAGAAAUACCAACAAGAGAUUCAAUGCUUAAAGGAAGAAUUGGAACAAUUAAAGAGAGGUAUUGUUACAGUUCAACCAAAAGAUACUGAGGAUCAUGACAUUGAGCUCCUAAAACAGAAGUUAGAAGAUGGUCAAGUUAAGUUGCAAUCCAGAUUGGAACAAGAGGAAGAUGCAAAAGCUGCUUUGUUAGGCAGAAUUCAACGGUUGACUAAGUUAAUUUUGGUCUCCACAAAAGCGUCACCAUCUACAAGAUUUCCUAACAGAUCUGGUCCUCGUAGAAGACACUCCUUCGGGGAAGAGGAGCUGGCAUACCUUCCGUACAAAAGGCGGGAUCUAAUCUUAGACGAGGAAAAUGUUGAUUUGUAUGUUAAUCUGGAGGGAAAUGCUGCAAUGGCUGAUGAUUCUUUUAAGGGUGAGAAAAAGAUGAAGAAACAUGGACUACUAAAUUGGCUGAAGUUACGUAAACGAGAUAGUGCCUUGACAGGCACAAGUGAUAAAUCUAGUGGAGCGAAAUCUAGUAGCACACCUUCUACACCUCAAGCAGAAAGUAGUAAUCAUGUGGAGUCCAGACUUUCUCAUUCUCAACCUGCAGAAAGCUCCCCCUCUGCUGAUAUAGCAUCAGAGGCAAGAGAGGACAAAUAUAUUCACGAAGACAGUUUUUUGGGGCAAGAGACUUCUUUGACAAGCAUCAAGUCAGUUGAUCAGAUUGAUCUUCUGAGGGAGCAGCACAAGAUAUUAUCAGGAGAAGUAGCACUUCAUUCAAGCGCUUUGAAGAGGCUGUCAGAUGAAGCAACAAAAAAUCCUCAGAAUGGUCAGAUUCAUGUGGAGAUGAAAAAUUUGAAAGAUGAAAUUACAGCUAAGAGUGAACAAAUAGAUUUGCUGGAAAAGCAAAUUUCUAAUUCAUUCGUUGCUUCAGAUAAGACAGAACAGUCAGGAGCGUUGCAGACUGUUGCUGAGCUGAUGGCACAAUUGAAUGAGAAAUCCUUCGAACUCGAGGUCAAAGCAGCAGAUAAUCGUAUAAUUCAAGAACAGCUUAAUCAGAAGAUUUGUGAAUGUGAAAGCCAGCAAGAAACAAUUGCCUCCCUGAAACAGCAACUUGCAGAUGCAUCGGAGUUGAGAAGUUUCAGCCCUGUUGUCAACCAUUCACAAAAUUUGUCUGUAACCAAAGAUUAUCCUGGUGAAAUUCACCUUGACAAGGGGAAUUUGAUGAAUAACUAUUCCAAUGAAAGGAUUCAUUUGCAAGCACAGAUAAGUGAGAUAGAGGAGCUGAAGCAGAGAGUGGCAGAACUAGCAGAAUCAAAGGAGCAGUUAGAAUUUAGAAAUCAGAAAUUGGCAGAAGAGAGUUCAUAUGCUAAAGGGCUUGCUUCAGCUGCUGCUGUUGAGCUUAAGGCACUGUCAGAAGAAGUUGCCAAACUUAUGAACCAGAACGAGAGACUAGCUGCUGAGCUAGGUGCAUCCAAGAAUUCAACAACUGAACGUAGAACUAGUGGCACAGUCCAAAAUGGACGAAGAGAAAGUCAUGUUAGAGUUAGACGAAAUGAUCAGGGUGGAUCAAACACCAACAUCAAGAGAGAAUUAGCCCUGAGCAAAGAAAGGGAACUUUCAUAUGAAGCUGCCCUUUUAGAGAGAGAUCAGAAAGAGGCCGAACUUCAAAGAAAGGUUGAAGAGUCAAAGCAAAGAGAAGCAUACCUGGAAAAUGAACUGGCUAACAUGUGGGUCCUUGUGGCAAAGCUUAAAAAGUCACAAGGGGGUGAAACUGACGUUUCAGGGUCUACUACAGAGAGUUUGUUGGUGGAUGGUUUUUGA